Messenger RNA from Notolabrus celidotus (New Zealand spotty), 2358 nucleotides. It is a transcript of the gene slc1a7b, whose product is annotated as solute carrier family 1 member 7b. Gene Ontology annotation, molecular function: neutral L-amino acid transmembrane transporter activity; L-glutamate transmembrane transporter activity; glutamate:sodium symporter activity. Gene Ontology annotation, cellular component: plasma membrane. The record is from RefSeq and is a predicted model, not a curated record. The coding region runs from base 1 to 1734 and encodes 577 amino acids. Gene Ontology annotation, biological process: L-glutamate transmembrane transport. NCBI's taxonomy places the organism in Eukaryota, Metazoa, Chordata, Actinopteri, Labriformes, Labridae. The transcript is spliced from 11 exons.
AUGGCCGUGGCUUUGGAUGCAGUGUGGGUGAGGGUGAAGAACGUCUGCAAACAGAAUGGGCUCCUCAUCAUGUCGGUGCUGGCCGUGAUCAUUGGGUGUCUUUUGGGAUUCUUCCUGAGGACACGACGUCUCUCAGAGCAGGAGGUGAAGUACUUCCAGUUUCCUGGAGAGCUGCUGAUGAGGAUGCUGAAGAUGCUGAUUCUGCCGCUCGUUGUGUCCAGUUUGAUGUCAGGACUGGCAGCCCUCGACGCCAAAUGUUCCAGCCGGCUGGGUCUGAUCACAGUGUCUUAUUACCUGUGGACCACCUUUGUGGCUGUGGUAGUGGGAAUCAUCAUGGUUUCCAUCAUCCAUCCGGGAGGUGCUGCCCAGAAAGAGGACUCUGAGGACAGUGGCAAAGCAAUCAUGAGUUCUGCUGAUGCUCUACUGGAUCUCAUCCGCAACAUGUUCCCCGCUAAUCUGGUCCAGGCCACAUUUCAGCAGUAUCGAACAAGCAGUGAGUACAUUGUGAAACCUAAGCCCACGGUGAGUCAGGCCCAAUCAGAGUCCAGCACUCGGCGAGCACUCAUCUACGGUAUCCAGGAUGAAAAUGGAACUGAUAUCCAGAACUUCGCCCUUGACCUGACUCCACCUCCGGAUGUUCUCAUACGCACUCGGGAAGGAACGAGUGAUGGAAUGAAUGUUCUUGGAAUUGUUAUUUUUUCCGCCACCAUGGGUAUUAUGUUGGGGAGGAUGGGGCCAAAUGGCAGCGCCUUGGUGAACUUCUGCCAGAGCCUUAAUGAAGCCGUCCUUCGAAUUGUGGCCAUCGUUAUAUGGUACUUUCCUUUUGGCAUAGUGUUCCUCGUGGCCGGUAAGAUCCUGGAGAUGAGUGAUCCUUCAGCCAUGGGGAAAAAGCUGGGCUUUUAUGCCAUCACAGUGGUGUUUGGACUAGUUUUGCACGGCUUGUUCAUCCUGCCUGCCAUGUACUUCUUCAUCACCAAAAAAAGCCCCAUUGUUUACAUUCGCGGUAUCCUGCAAGCUCUGCUCAUCGCCCUGGCAACCUCCUCAAGCUCCGCCACGUUGCCUAUAACCUUCAAGUGCCUCCUAGAGAACAACCACAUUGACCGCCGCAUCAUCCGCUUUGUGCUCCCUGUGGGCGCCACCAUCAACAUGGACGGUACAGCUCUCUAUGAGGCCGUGGCAGCAAUAUUCAUCGCCCAAGUUAAUAAUUAUGAGCUGGACUUCGGCCAGAUCAUCACCAUCAGUAUCACAGCCACAGCAGCUAGUAUUGGUGCAGCAGGGAUCCCACAGGCUGGACUGGUCACCAUGGUGAUAGUGCUAACAUCCGUUGGGUUGCCAACCGAUGACAUCACUCUCAUCAUUGCAGUAGACUGGGCAUUAGACAGGUUCCGCACCAUGGUGAAUGUGAUGGGCGAUGCUUUGGCCACAGGUAUCAUGGCACACAUCUGCAGGAAAGAUUUCAUGAAAGAGGGAGAUGGGGUGCCUUUGAUAUGUGAGCCCAAACCCAUCAUGAACUCCCCACCUCUGAUGAACUGUCACAACAACGGAAACUUUCGGCCCCCAUCUUCAGGAGUCAAACAUGAGCUUAUCGCCUCUGACGUGGCGCGGCUGAUACAGCUGGAGGAGGGCGUGCGACCGCAGAAUGAGAGGAAGAAGCCUCCAAUUCCCCCGCGACACCUGAAGAAGAGCAAAGAACACUGCGCCGUCGACAUGAAUGGCCUUGAGACCAACGUAUAGCCUCUGCCUGGGGUUUAAUGGACUGUUGAUGUGCUGGUCAGAACCAGGACAGCUGGUAGGGGAGAGGACAGCAUCGCCCGCCACACUUUGCAGCUCAUUAUGGGGUCAAAGGUCAAAGACGAGACCUGAAAACUGACCGGAAAACCUCAGCUUGGGUAAACUUUUGGUUUAUGAUCAUUUUUACAGUCAGGACUUUUAAAAGACUGUACAAGCAACAGAGUGAAAAUGGAGUUUAGGACACCGAAAGGACAAGAGGGAUUGUCUUUUUCUUAAAGUCGUUCUCAGUUUGGAUCUGCAGCUUGAGCUUGCUCCUGACCUCCAACAGUUUGAGUACAGAUGUUGGUUCCUGCAUCAAUGAACUGAUUUCUACUUGAUAUCAAUGUUUUGUAUAACUUAUUAUUUUGAGUCAGUGUGCAACAAGUGUUUAUUAUGUUUUAUACUAUUACAAGCAACCAGUUGUUUUUGUCAUAUACAUCGACUGUGUAGAAAGAUGGACAACAUGACAGCUCCCCAAAGGUGAAGCCAAAAGGUGUAGAGCUUCCCCCAAUGACUGGCUGCAGUGAGGAGAUCACAAAGCCUCUUCCAGGUUAAGAUAUGGAACCUGGGUCAAACUAUAAAAUCAAA